AACAACUAACUGACAGACAAAAUGGCUGUGGGACGAAGCUAGCCGCUGGGCUAAUGUAAACAUCCACCAACAGUAGACUGGAGCUGCAGAGACGAUAACGUUACCCGAUAGCUUUUUGACACUGCGAAUGAGACUCAGUCUGUCUAACUUUGGUGAAGGAUGAUGAGCCAGCGGCGUGGGAUCCAUCUGGACCAAUCAGAGCUGCUUUGCAAAAAAGGAUGUGGUUUUUAUGGCAACACUGGCUGGCAGGGCCUGUGCUCAAAGUGCUGGCGGGAGGAAAAUCAACGAGAAAAGCAAAGGCAGAUCCAAGAAGACUGGGCACUUGCUGAAAGGCUGCAGAGAGAGGAAGAGGAAGCUUAUGCAAGCAGACAUCAGAAAGCCCAAUCGCAACAUACCAUCACACCCUUCAGCCGGUUUGAGGAAAGAAAAACUAAAGAGAAGUCCAGCAAAGUCAACACAGUCACAAAGUUUUUUACUCCUUCCACAAAAACACCACCGAAAAAAGAUGCUCAUUUCGAUGCUCACUCCAGCCCAAGCCCGAGCUCCUCUACAAGCCGGCAUUCCUCUGUGGACAGUGACCAUGCAACGCGAGAGUUCAUUGAUUUCCUCAAGCCUCUGAAAUCAGGCAGGGAGAUCUUCAAACAGUGCAGGGCCUUCACUGAGAGCAUGGUCUAUAAGCGGGACAUGGGUGCUGAUGAGCUGUCAGAGUGUGUGCAGGACUUCUACCAGAACCUCUCAGACCGUCUCCACACCCAGUUUAAAGGUUCAUCAGAUCACGUAGAGAGUGUUAUGGAUGAAGUAGAGAAGUACAUGAUGACUCGUCUCUACAAAGAAGUGUUCUGUCCUGAGACCACAGACGAUGAGAAGAAAGAUCUGGCCAUUCAGAAGAGAAUCAGAGCCUUGCAUUGGGUCACCAUUGAGAUGCUGUGUGUUCCCGUAGAUGAGGAGAUUGCUGAGGUGUCGGACAGUGUAGUCAAAGCCAUCACAGAUGUGAUUGAAAUGGAUUCAAAGUGUGUGCCCAAGGAGAAGCUGGCGUGCAUCACUCGUUGCAGCAAGCACAUCUUCAACGCCAUCAAAAUCAGCAAGAAAGAGGCGGCAUCUGCAGAUGACUUCCUUCCCACACUCAUCUACAUCGUGCUGAAAGCGAACCCUCCGAGACUGCAGUCGAACAUCCAGUAUAUCACACGCUACAGCAACCCCAGCAGACUGAUGACUGGAGAGGAUGGUUACUACUUCACUAAUCUGUGCUGUGCGGUGGCCUUCAUUGAGAAGCUGGAUGGCCAGUCUCUGAAUUUAAGCUCUGAGGAGUUUGAGCUCUACAUGUCUGGUCAGGCAUCCCCCCACUGGCCACCAUCCAGCGAAGCUUCCUCCUGUUCUCCAGGCAGCGCGGCUCUCAGUCAGGUCCACAAACGGUUGGAUCUGCUAACAGGGCUCGGGGAAAGGCAGGAGCGGGUCAUGGAGAAGGCUCGCCAGCUGGAGAGCGACCUCAUUGACUGGACGGACGAGGUGGAGCAGAAGGUGCAGAGCGUCCUGGAGAGCUUUCCACCAGAGACACAAAACCCUCCUGCACCCUCAGCUAGUGGGACAACUUCUGCAUCAGCAAUAGACUCUGAUAACGUUGAGAAUGAGCACCUGCCUCCACCACUGCAGCCACAAGUGUUUGCUGGUUGAUGUGAAGAGAUCGACUCAAAAAAAAAAAAAAAAAUCCUCUAGAUGCUUUACUCCACCCUCCCCUUUUUCCCUGCUGUUAAAUGUUGCUGUCUGUAUGCACAUACAGCAGCUAUCUGAUAUGGAUCCCAUUCAUCUCCAUUCCAUCCAUCCAAGUCCAAGAGGCCCUGCAACUACACUGAACAGUAACAGAGAGUUAGAUGAGGAGAUAUAACCACUUAGCGUAGAAGAAAGGCGAAACAGGUAGUCUAGCUCUGCCCGAAGGUAACUAAAAGCAAAUAAGUAUUUCCCAGAAUUUCCUGGAUGCCAAAUACACUCCGAGCCUCCAAGCUUUGUCCUGGUUGCAAAGGAUUUGGUGCAGUACCUGUGGUAACGCCCUGCUUCAAGCACACACUGGUCUAUUACAUUCUGCUUCCUCAAAGCGAGACGUGCAGGGAAACCUUCCACGGAGUGGCGUCCAGGAGACAUCCUGAUGAGAAUCCCCAAACCACCUCAACUUCUGCUCCUUUAAAUGCAAAGAAGCAGACUGACUCCACUCCAAGCUCUUCCCGAACACACCCACAAUGACAUCUUCAGUACCUCAGUGCGUCUUCAUUGUUGUUAUUGCAGUUACAUUUGAGCAGACGGGAUAAAUGGUUUGGAUGUGAAUUUGAAACAUGUUUCUGUCAUUCACAGCUUUUCAGACAAAACCAGAUGUUUUUGUUUUUGUGUUGUGAUGUCUCUAAGGUUGGGUAUCAUUUAAAAAAAAAAUAUACCAGUACCAAUACCAGCACGCUCAAAGUGACAAAUAGAGUACUUCAUUUGAUACCUUUUUUCCCUGCUUCAUUCAGUACCUGUUUAAAAUGUUUUAAUGGCAUCUCGGCACACUGAACUACACUGAGCUUGACUUCACCACACCACAGACUGAAUCCCUUGUAGCUGCUGUGGUAGUGGGCCAAUCUCACGUCGAAUUAAAUUGAAGAACUCUCGCAGUGAAAGAGUCUUUUUCUCUAGAUCUGGGUACAAAAAGGGUGAAAUGCAGGUAUCGUGACUGGAGACGUUUCAAUACUACUUGGUACUGGGUUAUUUCAGUUGAUACCUUAAAGAGGUUGAGUGCUGAUACCCAGCCUUAGAUGUCUCCAGGUGUAAACUGACAAGUGGAGGCUCAAGUGGACACACAGAGCCACACUGCCCAAGUAACCUCCAACAACUUUACAGGAAUUUUUCAGUCAAAUAUGUUUUUGGCAGAGGAAAUGGUGAAAUCUGAAUGAUGCGAAACCUAACUUCCCCUCACUGAGACAACCCUCCAGCUCAUGCUCGUGAUUCGUGCUGUGUUUAUUGUGUGUUUCUGCAGAGAAAUAUCCGGAGAGAACGAGACGUGCGUGUGUGUGACAGUUGUGCAUGCGGGUGAGAGUGCGAGCGUGUGUUGCAUGGACAUGUUCCAUUAAUGUCGGUGAAUCAUAGAGUCCUCCAGCUGCGUGUGUGUGGAUAUCGUAGUCAUGUUUUCAUGCCAGACCUCUCAACUCCAGUCGUAAGCUGGGUGUACAGAAGUGAUUUUAUUUUUCUAUAGAGUGGCAGGUAUCAAUUCUUUUGGAUGCAAUAGGAGACAUUAAUCCUGUAAUAUUUACAGUAGUACUCUUGUUAAAGAACAUUGCUUGAAGACGUUACAUGAAUUCUAAUGAUUCAAUAGUAAAAUUUUCAUUUAUUUCACAAGAGGGUGUUGUAAGCAUGUCCCAUAAAAGGUUUUAGGUGAUUUUUUUUUUUUUUGGGGGGGG
Molecule: messenger RNA, 3422 nt
Organism: Epinephelus lanceolatus (giant grouper)
Lineage: Eukaryota; Metazoa; Chordata; Actinopteri; Perciformes; Serranidae
Gene: rabgef1l
Product: RAB guanine nucleotide exchange factor (GEF) 1, like
Biological process (GO): vesicle-mediated transport
Cellular component (GO): cytosol; endocytic vesicle
Molecular function (GO): guanyl-nucleotide exchange factor activity; DNA binding; small GTPase binding
Source: RefSeq, a predicted model, not a curated record